UCUGUGUGAAUGGUGAAAUAAAAAUUGGAGCCAAAAAUAAUAUUUUCUUCUUGUUCAAUUGUUGCACCUUCUUCCGCGCCCCCCGCCAUGACCACCAGCGCUUAACCCGAGUCCACGAGAAAGCUGGCGAUUUUCCUCCAAAGUCCAAUAAGUUUUCCCCGUGACCAGAGCAACACAUGCAUUUCGUCCAACAUCCCGUCAUUGUCAACAACAACAACGUGGUGGACAUACUGCAUCCCGAAAAUAUAGAAUUUGAUGGGCCGCCAGCGGCGCGGAAGAUGAUAAUUGGCUCGUUCUCGAUGUUCGUAAUCUUCUCGUACCUGCAGCUACUCUAUAUCCUGGUGGCCAUCUACCUGGCGCUACACCACGCGCACCAUUAGACCGCCAUUUCUGAAGGAUCAUGUAUCACUUUG
Molecule: messenger RNA, 413 nt
Organism: Drosophila subpulchrella
Lineage: Eukaryota; Metazoa; Arthropoda; Insecta; Diptera; Drosophilidae
Exons: 1
Coding region: 177-380 (67 amino acids)
Source: RefSeq, a predicted model, not a curated record